AUGUCUCUAUUACGUUUAUCGAUGAUUGUGUUUUUGUUCGAAACGAGCAAAGCUCAAUAUUCUGUCUAUCAUUCGAGUCUCGAAAGCUUUGAUUUCGAUUGUCUUUAUGCUCCGUUCAUUUAUGAAGAAGAAGAUAACCAUAUUUUCACGGAAAUAUCAUAUCAAGUCAUUCCUUACUGUCGAAGACCAAGUGCAAAUGAAGAACAGGCCGGGUUGAAAAUUUCAUUGGGGAACGUGUACAAUACACUGUCAUUUGCUGAUUUAUAUGAAUAUGGAAUAACAACUGAUCAAUUACUUGAAUGGUCAGCGCCGAUCAAUCUUGUUGAACAAUAUGCAAUGAAUCCUAUCAGUCAAACGAAAACUUUCUACAACUGCUCGUCGGCAUGGUUUGGUCCUGAGUGUCAAUAUAAAUUUGACGAAAACAGUUCUUUGUCUUUUUACGAAAUAGCCCAAUCAAAUUUUCUUACACGGACAAGUUUUUCAAAAACUUUGCCCGAUCUUUACACGGGCACUUGUUAUUCGUUUUUAUCGAGUUGCUCGUACAGAUUUCCGCCACUAUGUCUUGACUGGCAUGAAAUUUGCGAUGGAAAACGCGACUGUAUCAAUGGUGAAGAUGAAGAGAAUUGUCGAUUACUGGAAAUGAACGACUGUCCUAAUGAUACGUAUCGAUGUCAUUAUGGUGGACAAUGUGUCCCACUGUCAUUUCUGAGAGAUAAAUAUGCUCAUUUCGAUUGUCUUGAUGGUACGGAUGAGACGAAAUCGUAUGAGGGACAAGAAUUCUCACGUGGACUUUAUUGUAUUACAAAUCCAACAUUUCAAUGUGAAGAACGUAUCAGUUGGUCACAACAUUCUUAUCAUUGUGGCGAUGGACAGUACUAUUCUUGUGAUCGGUCUUGUCCCAUCCAUGGAAUGUGUUCAAAUGGUCGAUUUCUACCAUUUCCUGCAUCCCAAAAUGAUUCAUUUUUGAACAAUUUAAAUAUCAUCACAUUUACAUCUACAUUGAAUUCUAUGAUACAUAUAUUCAACAAAACAGUAUCAUCAAAUUUCAAUUCUUUUUAUUCGUUACUGCCAUGUGAAUCGAACAACAAUUCAUGUUUAUCGAAAUGGUAUUUCAAAGCUCGAGUAUUACAUCCACAUCCAAUAUUCCAUUUCAUUUAUUUACCCCAUCGAUCGUUUUCCGACUUUUAUAAUUUCAUCCAACCUGAUCUGAUUUGUUUCGAUCCAGACGAUUGCUCAGGAAUCGCCAAUAACAUAUCUAUUGAUAUUGGCUUAAAUAAUGGAUUUAUAUGCUAUUAUACUGAUGAUAUUGUUAAAGAAUUCCUAAUGGAUGAAGAAGACGAUGCUAAAAUAAUUCUUGAAGAACUUUAUCUCCGGUGUAAAACAAUCGAUACCGAACAAACCUGUUUGAAUGCAUCACUUUUUCAUUGUUCACGUUCGUUAAAAUGUAUUUCGAAACAUCGUCUUGUUGAUGGAAUUUCUGAUUGUUAUUACAACGAAGAUGAAUUAUUCAACGGUAGUUGUCUAUUAAACGGUUCAAAUCGAUUUACUUGUCCGUCUAAACCAGAGAAAUGUCUAUCCCAAAUUGCUGUGUACAAUACAGAAGAUGAUUGUGAAGGAAAGGAGGACGAAAUGAAUGAAAUCGAAUAUGGUAUUAUUGAAGGGCAUGUGCCUAUCGGUCUGCUGUGCGAUACAGUCGUCGAGUCGUUAUUAUCAGAAGCUAAUGAAACUGACGAAUCAAACUGUGAGUAUUGGUCAUGCAAUAAUCCUUACACACGAUGUGAUGGUAACCCAAAUUGUCCUGAUUCUGUUGACGAGCGUGAUUGUCCUAUAUUUCAAUAUACGGUUAAUACGGAUCAGUGUCAGAAUACAAUUGUAACCAAUACGUUCUGUUAUCGUCUUAUGCUUUUAUUAGAAACAAAAUUCAAGAUUCAAAUAAUGUCCAAUAAUCAUACUAAUUCUGUGCAAAUGAUCGGCGAUCGAAAUAUUAGUACUUGUUUUCAAAGAACGGAAUGCACAUCUUUAUCACAGCUGUGCUCCUACGAUAGCAGUAAACUAACCCUGGAAAAAGCUUGCAGUACGAUGUCUCCUUUCUUAUGCCAGGGCCGAGUGACGCUUUGGUGGGCACCAAUUGCUAAAAGACAUAUUUGUGGUUUCGAUCAUACUACAUCUACUGGAAGUGACUAUUCAUCAUCAUUCUUUACAUCGUACAGACUGGGCUAUUUCCCAUCGGUUCUAUCGAAUUCAACCAGUUCGACUGUCACAGCAUCUAAUAAAGUGGAAUUCCCAUUAAAAAUCGAAAAGAAUUGGUACUGUAAUCGAGGCAUCCUUAUUUUCUAUCAGAACAAUCAAACGAAAUCAUGCUUAUGUCCACCGAGUUAUUUCGGAUCACGAUGUCAAUGGCAAAAUCAACGUGUUAGUUUAACAAUCCAAUUCAUUUGUCGAUUUCAUAAUUUUCACAUAAUACAAAUAUUCCAAGUCAUAAUUGAGCUUAUCGAUCAACAAACACAAACGGUGGAAUCUUAUGAGCAGAUUAUUUAUAUUCCUAAAGAAAAUUGUGGAACGAAAUAUAAUGUUUAUUUACUUUAUCCAACUCGGCCAAAAAAUCUCUCUCGAAACUAUUCAAUUCAUAUUGAUAUUUAUGAUAAAAAAACUCUUACAUACUUCGGAGGUUGGCUUCUACCAGUACCAUUUCAAUUUUUACCAGUCAACCGGAUUGCCACUCAAUUAGUCGUCCCAUUGACACCUACAACUGCAUCUGAAACUUGUCCUUUGUUUUGCGGUCAACACGGCCAAUGUGUAGAGUAUGCAAAUGUUAACAAAUCUUAUUUCUGUCGAUGCCAGGAAGGUUAUUCCGGUUCACAGUGUCAUAUUCAACAUAAUUGUACUUGCUCACCAGAUUCACUAUGUCAUUCAUCAUCGAUUUGUGUCUGCCCGUUGAAGAAAUUUGGUUCAAAAUGUUACAUAAAUCGUUCAAUUUGCGAAAGAUCGAGAAAUCCUUGUAAAAACAAUGGGCACUGUGUACCUGUCGAUGAUCGGAUAGGCGCGAAGAAAUAUUAUUGCCUGUGUCCUGAUGGUUUCUACGGAAAAACAUGUCAAUAUAAACGAAAUCGAAUUGAUAUUAAAUUUGAUCAUAACAAAAUUCACUUAACUCCAUUUGUAUUCGUACAUUUUAUAAAAGCAACUGAAAAUAGUCAAUACCAGCACAUAGUACGCUUGAAGAAAGUUCAUGUGGAACAAAAUCUUUUCACAAUUUACAUAGCAUACCCAUUUCAUGUGGUUUUUAUGGAAUCAGUUGACCGAUCAUUUUACUUAGCCGUCCUACGAGAAAAAUUUCUCGCAUCGGAACAUAUUCAAACGAAUAUCUCAGUAAAUCAUCAAUGUUUUCAUAUUGAUCGCUUGAUGAAUGAAACAUUUCUUGGCUACACACAUCUUCGUCGUAUGAAAUACUAUCCAUUAUUAUGCCAAGAAAAUGUUCAUUUAAAAUGCUUCCAUGACGAAAGACAAAUGUGUAUUUGUGAUUCGUAUGGCUUCUCAAAUUGCUUCAAAUUCAAUCUAUCAUCAAUUUCAUACGACUGUCAAGGACGAAGUGUAUGUGAAAACAAUGGUCUAUGCAUACAAGAUAAUCCAUCAUGUCCAACACAAUCCAUCUGUAUAUGCGACGCAUGCCACUAUGGUGCCAGAUGUCAAUUUUCAACGCGAGGAUCUCUCUCGUCGCUCGAUCAUAUUCUUGCUUACCAUAUUAUACCAAACCGUUCGAUUCAUCAGCAAUCAAGCAUUGUUAUAAUGACUAUUUUAAUUACGUCAAUUAUGCUGUUUCUGACGAUAACUAAUGGGUUUUUAUCCAUAAUAGCAUUUCGGAUAAAAGAUAUAAAAAAUAUCGGAUGUGGUUUGUAUUUGUCGAUUUCAUCGGUGAACUCGAUUUGUCUCCUCAUGAUGUUAGUUGUGAAAGUUUGGCAUUUAAUUUUGUCACAAAGUUCAAUCAUAACCAUUCGAUUGUACUUGAGAGUCAGUUGUAAAUUAUUAGACAUGUUUCUGAAUAUUCUUAUUACAAUGAAUGAUUGGUUCGGUGGAUGUAUUGCUGUUGAACAAAUUUUUAUAACAUUUCAAGGAAAUAAUUUCAAUCAAAUUCGAAGUAAAAGAUUAGCAAAACAGAUUAUUUUUGCAAUUUAUAUUUUCUCAACUUUGACAAAUACUCAUGAACUCUUUUAUCGCCAAUUGGUUGAUGAUUUCGACAUUGAUGAAAAACGAACAUGGUGUAUCGCUCUCUAUCCUCCGAUAGUCGAUACUUAUAAUACAGCUAUGUCACUUGUGAAUUUUCUCGUUCCACUUUCAAUGAGUUUCUUUUCAAUCUUGAUUAUUAUUCUAUUAUUGGCACGUUCGAAUUCAACAAUGCAACCAAAUGCAACAUUUCGACAAAAUUUAAAAGAACAAUUUCAUCAUCAUAAACAUAAUUUAAUCAUAGCAUUGGCAGUACCAUCCUUUUCUGUGCCACGUUUGAUUAUUUCGUUUAUAAGUGGAUGUAUGAAAUCAUCACAGGAUCCAUCUCUUUAUCUUAUAAGUUAUCUUUUUUCGUUUGUACCAUCGAUGACGACAUUCAUUGUGUUCAUUCUAACAGCAGAUGGAUAUAAACAAGAGUUCAGUUCGAUUGCUCGACAACUAUUUGCAAGGUUUUGCCGCCAACAGCAGAAAAAAAUAGAACCGUGGACGUAA
This is a messenger RNA of Adineta ricciae, 4710 nucleotides long. The record is from the annotation of a GenBank genome assembly. NCBI's taxonomy places the organism in Eukaryota, Metazoa, Rotifera, Eurotatoria, Adinetida, Adinetidae.